AGAAGGUGGGGGCAGCGUCACAUAAACAGUAGAGUCCCUAUAUUAUCAGAGUAGCGACAACUGGGGAUUGACGCCAUUUUGUUUCCAUUCACUCAAGAUGGGACGCGCAGCGCGAGGUGCACAUUCACGAAAACUGUGGAUUGCUUACUGAUUUCAAGACAUGUUUUGGGCAAAAUAAUUUACUGGCUUGUUUUGUCUGGAUGUCCAAGGUUGGAUUAUGGCCGUUUUGUGGAAUAUUUUCAUCUGUGACUAGUUUUGAGCCUUCAAAGGAGGAAACUCCACAUCUGACUGAUGGAGCUCUCUGCUGACUCCUCCUGAAGCUCAGAAGUUCCGUCCUUCUCUGCUGUUUUUCUGAACUGAUCUGAAUCUUCUUGCUGCUGAACAUGGAGCUGAUCCUGAGGACUUCUUCUUCUCUGCUGCUGUUCCUCUCUCUUCUUCUCCAUCCUUCAUCCUCCUCCUCCGGCUUCGACUCGGCCGCCCAGCCCCGGUUCCUGUGCACCCCGGUCCCCGUGGACGCCGACCCGUCCUGCUUCCCAUCAGCGGGGCAUCAGAGCGCGCCCCCUGCUGGCUGGUGGGGGGCGAGCGAGGAGGCCAAGGCCACCAUCCUGGCGCUGAGGGAGAGCCUGGUGCAGCAGAAGGAGACCAUCCUGGACCAGAGGGAGACCAUCCGGGAGCUCACCGCCAAGCUGGGCCUGUGUGAGGGCUUCGGCCACGGCCGGCAGCACGGCGCGCCGCCGCACCACCGCGCCUUCCCCGACGACAGCCACCACAGCAACCAGAAGGGUCACCAUGGAAACCUGAUCCCCGACGCACCGACGCACUACGACGGGAACCAGCGGACGAAGGAGAAACACCCGACAACACCCGGAGACGUUUCAUCUUCACCGGAACAGAUGGAGAGAAUGCUGCAGGCCCUGAAGGAGAGGCUGGACAACCUGCAGAGGAGGAACUCGUCCACCACCUACUCCAGCUCCCUGAAGGAGCUUCUGCAGAGGAAGAUCAGCGCUCUGGAGGACCAGCUCCAUCACCACAGCGCCGCGCUGAGCGACCCCGAUCACCACGGAGACGAUGGAGACCACAGAGAUCACCAUGACGACGACGGACACCAUGACGACAGACACGACGACGAUGAAGACGAAGACGACGACAACCACCAAGGUGACCAUGACGACGGACACCAUGACGACCACCAAGGCGACCAUGACGACGGACACCACGACGAUGAUGACGACGAGCAUCACGACGACCGCUCAGAUCACUACGACAGCCACAACGACGACCACCACGGCACAGAUGGUGACCAUGACGACGGCCACCGCCACGACGACGACAGUGCAGAUCACCAUAGCAACGAAGCAGACAGCCACAGCUACCUUCCACACACCGGAUACAGAAAACCGGGACCGAGGUCCAACAAACUGGAGACGAUGUUGAAUCAGCUUUACCUCACAGGUUCCAGCAGGAAGAAGCUUCAGAGUCCGGACGCCUUCCAGAUCAGCUUCCCAAUGAGGACCAACUACAUGUACGGCCGUCUGAAGAGGACGCUGCUGCAGGAGAUCUUCGCUCUGACUCUGUGUUUGUGGAUGAAGGCCGGAGCUGGACCCGGACUGGGAACCCCGUUCUCCUACUCGGCCCCGGGGCAGUCCAACGAGCUGGUUCUGAUCGAGUGGGGCAACAACCCCCUAGAGCUGCUCAUCGACGACCAGACGGUGACCCUGCCGCUGUCUCUGAGCGACGGGAAGUGGCAUCACAUCUGUGUGAGCUGGUCGACUCGGGACGGUCGCUGGGACGCCUACCAGGACGGAGUCCAGAGGGGCUCCGGGACCAACCUGGCCCCGUGGCACCCCAUCCGGCCCGGAGGAGUCUUCAUCCUGGGACAGGAGCAGGACACCCUCGGAGGACGUUUCGACGCCACUCAGUCGUUCGUCGGCGAGAUGUCCGACCUCCACAUGUGGUCUCACGUCCUGAGCGCCGCCGACAUCUACGACCUGGCGUCCUGCGGCAGCCACCUGCGGGGUGACAUCAUCGCCUGGGCGGAGUCGGAGGUGGAGCUUCACGGGGGUGUGGCCAGGUAUCCCUUUGACCCCUGUCACUGAAGGCACCAAUGAAGAAGAACAAAGACACUGGAGUCCGUCUGACUUCCUGUUGCUCAGAGUCGAUGCCUUCAUUUGAACCCAACCAGGAACCAGAGACUGAAACCGUUCCUGGAUCAGGUGUUAGCUGUUAGCUCCGGGUGUUAGCCAUUAGCUCCGGGUGUUAGCCGUUAGCUCCGGGUGUUAGCCGUUAGCUCCGGGUGUUAGCCGUUAGCUCCGGGUGUUAGCUGUUAGCUCCGGGUGUUAGCUGUUAGCUCCGGGUGUUAGCCGUUAGCUCCAGGUGUUAGCUGUUAGCUCCGGGUGUUAGCCGUUAGCUCCAGGUGUUAGCUGUUAGCUCCGGGUGUUAGCUGUUAGCUCCGGGUGUUAGCCGUUAGCUCCAGGUGUUAGCUGUUAGCUCCGGGUGUUAGCUGUUCAUCUGGAUGGGACACGUCGUCACGUUGAGGACAAUCGGAGCGGAUUCUGUUGUGGUGACGAAUCUUUAGCUAGAUAGAAACUCUGGAUUCCCUUCACGAAGGUUUCCAUGGAAACAUACAGCUGAUCGACCAAAGAAACUAGAAUUUAACGGACUUCGUGUUUGUGUAUUUAGACAACGUUUGAGUUUCAGAGUUUAGCGUUUUUCUCGACUGUUGCCUCGAUUUUUUUUUUUUUACCGCAGUAGGAAAUCUACGAUGGACAACCAGGAACUCUUUCUAUCGUUUUUUUUUUUUUACAUGCUCUUUACUGGACUCGUCAGUUUUUCACUGAGUUUAGCUUCUCGCUGUGUUUUGUGCUCUAAAGUCCUGAAUCUGGCCUUGUUUAUUUCUGUAGGUUAGAACUUUGCGUUGUGUUGAAGUUUUUCUUUCAAAGGUCUGUAAAUGAAACUGUAAAAGUUACUUUUCUUGUUUUUAUAGAGUUCAAUAUGAAAGCUUGAACAAUUCAACCAACUAUUUAAAUGCUGUAAAAUAAAUCUUAUUUCCUGACUUUUCCUGCGUUUUUGUGAUCAAAGUGCUGCAGUUUGAAGCUUUAAAAUGCUCCGCUAUGCAGAUGACUGUUCUACGUGUGCUGCGUCUUUGUCGCGUAUAAAAACACCAUUUGGACAUUGUAGCAAGGAAAAAGGCUCAAUUCUCUCCUACAUUUUAAAACCAGAACAGAUGUUUUACCUCCAGAAUGGAGCUUCUGGCCUUUUUCUCCACCAGAUUCUAGCAGGAAGAAGCCUCAGAGUCCCGAUGAGGACCAACUUGUGUUUUAGUUUUUCUUUCAAAAGUGUGUAAAUAAAAAAGUGAAAGUUA
Acanthochromis polyacanthus (spiny chromis) is the source of this 3361-nucleotide messenger RNA. RefSeq names its product neuronal pentraxin-1. The record is from RefSeq and is a predicted model, not a curated record. The transcript is spliced from 7 exons. NCBI's taxonomy places the organism in Eukaryota, Metazoa, Chordata, Actinopteri, Pomacentridae. Bases 384 to 2096 code for a protein of 570 amino acids.